AUGGCCUCUUUACUUUCAUUUACGAGUCGUUUUUACAAGAAUGAUAGUUAUGCUGAGUUUUUGGAGGUCAAUGACACUGAGUUAUUUGGUGUUGGUGUGAGAAUAUACAAGCCUGUGAAUGAAACAAAGAAGCAUACGGGAAAUGAAUCUAAUAAACAAGAUUUGUUACCAGGUUUAAUUUAUUUUCACGGUGGAGGAUGGACUUGGGGAAGUUUAGGUGAGUCCUACUUCUUUUCAUGUACAUGGAGGAUAUUACAUGGCUGCGUGGAGAUACGAAAUUUCUCUUCGAGUGUUGAAAAAUUUUUCACGAGUGAGUGUAGCGAACGAGUAAUUUAUUUUUUUCAACACGAGAAGCGAAAUUUUGUAUCUCCAAGCGACCAUGUAACAUUCUAUUUAUUAUAUAAACACCAAUGAAAUGCCAAACCAUUUUACUUAAAAAGGUUUUUUGGUCUGAAAGGUGCAGUUUAUUAUGAAGCCAUAGCAAUGGUGUUAUUUUCACAUGUGAAGAUAACAUGUUAUUUUCACAUGUGAAGAUAUCAAGUUUUCGCGCGAAAGCUCACUUGGUAUUUCAUUAGUGUUUAUAUAAUAAAUGUAUUUAUCUCUAUUAUCGUGGCUCCAGAGGUUGAUGCAUUUUCAGAAUACCUUGAAUGAGAUAGCCUUUACACCUUGCACUUCAUUAUCACAGCCUUGACAUCUGUGGUUUGCUGCUUGUUUUUCAUAGAUUUUCAAUGAAAAAAGUUUUGGCACCCACUCAGUGUACAUAAAAAUUAGGUUUGCAGAAUAAAUACAUGUAUUAUCAAGGUAUGAGAAAUUUACUUGUGUGGCACAUACACAUAUACACAUGUAGUCUCUUCUCGCCUCCCACUCCCAAAAUUUCCUUGUUGCAGAAUAAAUACAUGUAUUAUCAAGGUAUGAGAAAUUUACUUGUGUGGCACAUACACAUGUACACAUGUAGUCUCUUCUCGCCUCCCGCAUCCUUGUAAAGAAUAAAUACAUGUAUUAUCAAGGUAUGAGAAAUUUACUUGUGUGGCACAUACACAUGUACACAUGUAGUCUCUUCUCGCCUCCCACCUCUACUGCCAUCUGCAGUUCGUGAUGAAUGGCUGUUUGGACUUGUUGGUUAAGGUUGCUAAUAGUUUGUCUGUGUUUUUAUGUAUGAGUAAGAGUUGGAUCAAAAAUACAAUAAUAAAUUAUGGUAGAUUUUAAUCCUUAAUGCCCCAAGGGUUUUCCUUGUCAUUAUAUUCUGCUUUUAAUUCUCUCUUAAUGAAAGGAGAUUUUCCUUCACAGUGUCAGUAGUAAGUAUUUUGACAGUGAUGAUCAUUGACAGUGUAUGCCAUUCAAGGCAACAUGAAAUGUUAUCUCUUUGCUGUAGAAGGCAAGCACAUGAGAAAGAAAAAAAAUAUAAAGUUGAUAAUAAUAUUAAACCCAUAUGCCUUUAUAAGUAAAACCGUGAUGGUAUCUUUUAUUUACUUUUUAUUCCAGAUGGUUAUGAUGAUUUCUGCAGCCGACUGGCUGUCUCUGCCCAAAUCAUUGUUGUGAGUGCAAAGUAAGUAACACUAUUGACUAAGUUGGCAAGUAAAAUCCAUUCAACAGCUAGGUGGAAUUUGCUGUAAAUGAGCUAAUUUUUUAACCCUUUAAACCUUAAGAUCAAAAUUGGAAUUCUCAUUUGUUGCCCCUAUUCAUUUUCUUCAGAAGUAGUGGGAAGAAGUUGAUAAAACAUCAAACAAAUUCAUUUUUUGUUAUCAUGUCUGUAAUUCUCAUGCCCACUCUGUUUUACAAAGCAUUGAUAUCACAAGGAGAAAUUUGAUGCUGAUCACUCUUAGGGCUUAGAGGGUUAAAUUCAGUACACAUAAGGUGUUUACAUUUAUCAAUAAUUGAUCAAUCUGUCAGUUUUACUUUGGUCGAUAUUGAGAAAAAUGGUGUACAAUGGGCACACUCGCAAUUUCUCAAGCUUCAAAGUGAAAAAGGACAAUUAACUGACAUUAUAAAAACAAAAUGAACUAGCAGGCCGUGACACAACCCCUUUAAACUUUAGAAAAACAUGAAAGCUGCAUCCUUGUAAAGAAUAUCCCUACCAUGUUCUUACGUCCUCACAAAUCUUCUUUUCAAUUCUGUAGUUACAGGCAAGCUCCUCAAUACAUUUACCCCACUCAGUUCAACGAUUGCUACAGUGUCGCAGUAGGUGUCCUUAAUACUGGCGUAAAACAUGGUGUCGAUGUUUCACGUGUUAUGAUUGUUGGUGAUAGUGCAGGUGGGAAUCUGGCUGCAGCAGUAUCUCAUUAUCUUGCAACAGUGUCUGAAAUGCACUGUAAAACACAGUAUUUAAAAGCCCAGGUAUGAUAAGUUUGAGGUCAACUACAUAAUUCUUUAUUAAAAAACGGGGUGCAAAGAAAAUCAUUUUUACAGCUUGCCAUUUGGGCAAGCCGAAGCUAGCAUUUACUAGCCCAGACGUCAGGUCAACAAGCCCCAAAAACUUUUUGACUGGCAGAAUUGAUUUCACAGUUCUUCUGUUAUGCGAAUUCCUCAAAAGACAUCACUUGCUGGUCGGGCAAGUUAAAAACAGAAUCCACUAGCCCGAUAGCAAAAUCCACUAGCCCCGGGCUAUUGAGCACUACUUUCUUUGCACGCUGAAAAAUUUAUUUAUUAUUUUUUUAGUUACCUUUACUAGUUAAGGUAGGAACACCCCAUGAGAGAGGGGGGGUGCUUCUAUGAAUUUCGGAUAGGUGUAUGCAGCUAAGGUUUUUAAACCUUGACCCUAUUUUAGUAUUUAAAGAUGAGCCAAGUGAAAAUUGGUACCCUUUGUAAGGCCCAAACCUGGAAUAUAAUACCCAAUUCAAGGGUAGAAACAAAAAUGGAGAAUUUAAUGGAAACACACAAAUCAUUGUUAAAUUACUUUCCUAAUGCUCUGUGGUAUGAUUUAUUUCUCCUGUGGCUGGGUAUUUCUGCACUUGAGUUUUAGCUGGUAUAAUAAUGGUUUCUUAUCUUAUGAUCAUACCUGGAAGGGAGUGCAGACAAAGGGCAAAAAUGAUACCCUACUUUUUAAGGAUGGAGACCCUCAAAAGCCAUAGCUAUAAGGGGGGACAUAUGGUGAUACCUAUCUAGCUCAUUUGUGGGAGUUCCCCCACCCCCCUCUUGGGACACCAGAACAGCAAAUGUGCUCUGUGAGUACAAGUAAAUUUAUAUAAAACACCUUCCCAAUCCAUAAAACCCUAAAAUCUUGACCAAAAUCCAUUUUUUGCAAACGGUAUCCAUACAUUGUCAAGAGAUCAGGUUAUGAGAAGUAAUAAAAUGAUCACCAAAGAGAAAAUGCCUUGAUCGUUUAUUAAAUUCUCUCAACACAUUAUUUAAGGAUAUGUAUGGAGAUCAGUUUGGAGAAUUUGUAUUUGGAUAUUAGGGCUUAAAGGGUCAAACACUACUGAGGCCUGUGUUCCCUUCAAAAUGAUAACACAGGAUAAAACAAAAAAUGCAUAAUCAUCUGAACUGAGUCAAGUUCUUAAGGGCAGGGUACUGGGGUUUGCCCGGGCUUGACUGCUAUGAGCAUGACUAGAACAAAACAAAAUAACACUGCUGUGAGUUUUAGUUUUCGAAAGCUGAUUCGGAUGUUUGCAUUAAAAAAUCCUAGAAAAACUGACAGUGCAUUUUUUUUAAUCUGAUGGUUUUUUAGGAAAGCCAGUUUAAUAAACUUUAAUUUGAUGUAGGGUUUUAAUCAUCUGCAGUUUAACAGGAACGAGCUACUGAGCAUUACUUGCCUUUGAGACACCCCCAAAGGUAUCUGGUAACCUAAGUUUUCUUUUCUUUCAUAAUGUGUAGAAAAAGUUAUGUAACUGUUCAGGUACAUUGGUGUAUACACUGUAGAUACAGUAUUAGAAGUUGUCAAAAUGUGGCUAUGUAACAUCAGGGAGCAACUCAUUGAUCACUUUUUUGUUGUUACCACAUUUCAAAAUCACCUGUAAGCCAUGACAAAAAAGACAUGGCAAAUGGAUUUAUUGUAAAAUAAUGACUUUCUGGUUAUUACUAAAGCUGAUUGCGUAUUAUUUACAAAGUAAAUGUGCCUUUAUGCAUUUUUAUUUUUAGAUUCUUAUCUAUCCUUCCCUGCAAUUUCUGGACUUUAAUCUGCCAUCCUAUGUGACAAAUGCAGAUAAUGAUAUCCUUUCUAGAGAAGAUCAUGCAAAUUUUGUUUCCCUGUACCUUAGUGGUUCAACAGACCUCACAGACAUCCUUCUUUCUGGCAAUCAUUCGCAACAUCUUAGAGGCACAAAGUACAUGUCAUAUCUAGGGAAACCAACUUCAGAAACUUUACAAGAAAAGCCUCGAAUAGACCUGGAUUCAAGGACAUCAGAAGCUUUAACACAUUUCAGAGGAUCUCCUUUGAUGGCUGAGGACUUCAGGGGAAUCCCGCCAACCUUUAUCAUUACUGCAGAGUUUGAUGUGUUAAGGGAUGAAGGGUUUCUUUAUUCAGAGCGAUUGCGAAAAGCAGAGGUUCCAGUCAAAUACAAGAACUACAAAUCUUUUCAUGGCUUUGUGACGACUGCAACUGAAGGUGGACCAGCGAGAACGGAUGAAGGUGAUGAGGCUUUUGCAGAUAUAGUGCAGUAUGUUAAAGACAUACUCACCAGUCUUGAGGAAAACAUUUAAGAGAAGAUUAAUAGAAAAAAGUUGAUAGUGAGUGUUGUUUUAUUCUGAAUGGCAGGUUCAUUUCCUUGACCAAAAGAAACAUGCAUUCCGGU
Porites evermanni is the source of this 4727-nucleotide messenger RNA. Lineage: Eukaryota; Metazoa; Cnidaria; Anthozoa; Scleractinia; Poritidae. The record is from the annotation of a GenBank genome assembly.